AUGUCUUCCGCGCGGGGCGCUGCGGGUGCCGUUAAACCUAAACUCCACAACGUAAAUAGUAUCUACGCGGGCAAAAAUCAAAACGCCGUCAAGGCGCCCGGUGCGGGCAAGCAUGGCGGACUUCAAAGUCUUGGUAAAACAACAGCAGUGGUACGUCGUAUGCCACCACCUGCUACGUUACCUUCGUUGAGGGCGGAAAGUCAAGGACAAGAUCCUAAUAUUGCACUUGUGCCACAGGGUGGCACUGGUUGGGCUAAAGGGGAUGCGAGCGCGGCAAAUGGCCAAACAGCGGAUUUUCAAUCGGUGGUAAAAUCAUCAGCUAGUUUAACGGGAUCCACAUCAACAACAGCAGUUACAUUAAAUACAUUGGGCGGGAUAAAUAACGGCAGCGGGCCACAUACAGCAGAUUUACGGCCAAAAUGGGCGAAACAACCAAAUGUUGCAGAAGCGCAAGCAGCAGCACUGCAGAAUGCGAGUACAGUAACGGCCUUAUCAAGGGAUUUUCCAUCUCUUGCAGCUGCCACUGCAACCAUCGCAAAACAGUCCAGCAAUGCUUUAACCGAAAGUCUCAAACCACAAAAGUCUGGAAGUUGGCGUGCUGGAGGCAGUUCGGCAGUAUCACGGAACGAAGAGGUACCGCAGGUGACGCUACAUUCGCACUCAGGACCAUCUCAUUUAUCUACUACUGUAACUGCACGUGUUGCAGAGAGACAGUUACCCUCUCGAUACUACGACACAACAGCAGUGCUACCACCACCACCUCCAAACGGUACAUUCCAAGUGCCGAAACUGCAGUCAACCAUAUCCGUUUCCAACUCAGGUCCUUUGGAAACUUUGAACAAUCAAUCAUUAUCAACAGAAAACGCACCAAUACGAAAAACGAGUUGUCCAGGCACAACAAAUGUUGCUUCAGUAACUUCUCAGUAUCCAGCAAAUGUAGCAGUUCCACCGCCAAAUUACUCCCGACCACCACCAAAUUAUAUUCCGGCGCAGACGGAUUCUGCGCGAAGCGGGUCAAAUUAUGGUGUACAAUUGCAGCCAUCCGAAGACGGAACAGAUGGAAAGCAAAUACAGCCGAAAAGUGGACUUGGCGACGAAGGUUGCAGCAGUCGGCGAUAUUUUGAGAAAGUGAAAGACGGUGUUAUGCUUGAAACUGCGCAGGUAGUGGUAUCAAGUGAUAUCCAAUCGAAUUUUGCUCGCAGGGUGAUGUGUGAUAAUCGAAGUGUUGAUUUCGACGAAUUCACUGCUAGAGACAAAAAUGAGUGGCAUGAUGACGAAACGCACAGAUGGCUUAAUGCGAUUGGCUGUACUGGUCAGGAAUCGCAGCAAUGUGCUUCCGAAUUUUCACAAAAUUGUUAUAACCGAGAUCACGACGAGGAAUUGGAUCGCAGACAGAAUAUUGAACGUGAAGCGGCCAUCGAACGUUCACGUCAAAAAAGGCGUAUGGCGAGUCAAAGCUCAGCAGUAUCGGAGAGCGAAGGUGGAAGCGUACCAUCUGGUUAUGGAUCUGUUAGAAUGAUGAACGCAUAUGAAAAUGAUUCAUAUCCUGAUUGGGAUCAAUCUGCUCGUGGCAACUUUGGAUUGGCAAAGAGUAAUGAUGAUUCAAUGGAUCGAGUUGGAGAGUGUUGGGGUGUUGUAGGUGGAUACGAUCUAUCCACUCGGAAGGAAGAGCAGGAAACAACACAGCGAAUCGAAUUUCGAAUGCUGAAACGUCCAGAAGGUAAAGGAGAUGUUUCACAGCAAUUAUCCCAAAUGGGUGUCCAAGACAACGAGACGCAUGAUGAAGAUGAAGAACAACAGCUAACAAAACUUUCACGACCAGCAGCAAAAAUCGUUAAAAGGAUGGCUCCUGGAAGUAUUCCACCGAUCGAAGGAGUUACUAAUCAGUCUUCUGAAACAAUCAACUCACAAACACAGCGCAAACUGACACAGCAACAAAAGAAUACCGACAAGAGGGCUAGUGACUCACGUAUUCAGGCCUCUUUACAAGGACAACAACAAAAGGCAUUGUUUCAUCGUGAGAUUGAUGGCAAUUCGUCGAAUGAAUGGGUAAUUCAAAAGCAGAAAACUUCAUUGAGUAGCACGUCACAACAGUCACACACGGCAACGAAAACACGAGAAAAUGGAGCCGAAAGUACACACAUUACAAACGCGUCACAGGCGUUGAUGGUAAUACCACCGGCAGAUAACGUUUGGGAAAAACGAGCAGAGGAGCGUGAAAGUGCGGAAAGGGAACGUGCGGCACAACAAGAUGCUCUAAAUCAGAUGCGUCUGCAGCAAUUCCCUACAGUAGGUGAACAGUCAGGUAUAAGUGCAAACGAACCGCUCGAUGAGAAUUCAUCGGUAGGGCGUUCCGAAAAUUCUUAUACAAAAAAUGAACACCAACAUGGUCGAAGAACUGGUAAUAGAAGUCGAAAUCGAGAGACGCACAAAUGGGCGGAAAAAAAAUACAGCUAUAGUCAGCAGCACGAUGAAGUAUGUAUCUCAGAUUAUUAUGUAGCAGAGGAAGAGGAAGAUGGAAAUGGAGGGAGAGAUGGAAGUGGUGGACUUUUCCACGGUCAACGUGAGUUUGUGAAUUCGAGAGUGCAUCGUUCCGGUCGUGGCUCGUCAUUGGUAAAUUCUCGUGGUAGCAGAACUUAUGGUUGCGGUAGUUUCUUGGGAAUACGUCGUGGUGGCAGUAUGCCACACCAACAUCUUGGCACUGGACAAGCACACCGCAACCAAAAUAGAUGUGAGCGAAAUCAGCGUCGUGGGAAAUGUCAGGAACCUCAGGAAGAUAAUUUCUCCAAUAUGGGCGAAUUUCGUGUCGAGGAUACUUAUGUGAAUGUACCGGCUGUCAAAGAAUCGUUAGCAGAAGAGAAAACAGAAGAUAAAGUUUCUAGUGCUGUAGCUGUAGUGCAGGAUCAGGAGCGUCAUAUUCAGAGUAGAAAUACCACUCGUCAGGGUGGUCCUCAUCGUAGCGCACAGCAAUUAUAUGAGCCAAAAAAGCGUCAGGAAUAUAGUCGUACGGGGAGAAGAGGUACCCGCGCCGGUCCAACAAAAAUUAACCCUCAGCGCAGUGGUGAUGUCCACAUAACAGGUGCUUAUCAGAACCCACCUGAAAGAGGGAAGCGGAAAAAAACUAGCGAAGACCAUAGGGUGGUAGAUGAUGAAAGUUCAGUUCGAACUCAUGGCGAUGGAUCAUACAGACGGGGUGGGAUUCGAGGAGCACAUAGCAUACGUCGACGUAGGCAUUCUGGUGUACGCCAGAGUAACGCUCGUGGUAAUAGUCAGUCAUACUGCGGCGGCAGUGAACGUACAACUCAGUUGAAAUCACCAGUUAAUUCAGAAGGCCAUGAAGAAUGGGAAACAGCUUCCGAGAGUAGUGAUUUCGUAGACCGACAAAAACAAGUACGGCGUCAGAAUGCUCCAUCAAAAUAUAGCAACUCACGCAGAACUAUUCGCUCUAGCAAUGGACGUCGCGAAAGCGGUACCGGAGCAGUGCCCAAUCGUACUUCAAGUUCAAAAAACGUGAAACCCGCCAGCACUACGUCGCGCGUGGCCACCCGCGGUGCCCAGUUAGCAAAGGAGGAAACAGCGCCGAUAACGCAGGGUGAAGCAGCACGAAGAUCCGAUACCUGCAGAGACGGGCUGGCGGGAGUGGAUAUCAACAAUGCAGGUGUAAUCGUGAUUGAUGAUCAUCCAGAUGGACAAGUCGAUGAUGCCACAGAGAAUAAUGAUGAUUUCGAAGAAGUGUUGUCUAAGAAAAGUAGAAAACUUCGACAACAGCAAAUCAAUGAACAGUUAGAAGCAGAAGAACGUCGAAAAGUUAAGGAAAAGGAGAAAAUUGAGCGGCGUAAAGCGCGAGUGCAAGCAAAGCGAAUAGGAAAGAAAUCAGCGACGAAGAAUGACCGUGUUGGUUCAAACGGUACUAAUUUAGCUGGUGAAGUUGCUGCGAAAGCGAGUGCUUUGAACACGAAUAGUCAUGGGGUUAGAGAUACUGGUAUGAAUCGUCCAGUUUUGACAAAUGCACAAAAUACUCUCAACACUACUGUUUGGAAUAGUUCGAUUGUUCGUGAACAAGCAACACAUCCAUCUCCACCAGUUGAAAAUCGUCCGGUAAUACCAUCACCUAUAGCUCGCCCUACACCGAAAGCGCGCAUUUCUUCUGCCUCAGUAGUAAACACUGCAGUGAAAAAAGAAGUUGACUUAUGGACAGCACCAGAAGGAGAGCAACGGCUUCAUACUACACGAAAGCUUUCGGAUGGUACGCUGAAAAAGAGCAAUGCAGAAUUUACGACAAAUUUUAGCGCUGCUGCUGCAACUCAUGGAGAAAAUGGGCAGUACCAAUUUACGUUUGAUCCUUCCUUGCAAGAUAACACACAGAGCUUGAAAAGAUCAUCAAAAGAAGGUUUGGUAACGAAAGAUGAUGGUACUUCACCUUUGGCAAACGUCGCACUUGAAACAAAUGAUGAUGAAUGCCUAAAGCAAAGAUUAGAUAAAGUAAAAGACUUCUGGCCCGGACAACAACAAUUCGCAAAUAAUUUACUUGGAAGUGGUAACGAAAAUAAUACAAUUGCGCCGUUGGUUGCUGACAAAAGCGGAUCUAGUAAUGUUGGAGUUUCUUCAGUGCCACAUGGUCCAAAUGUUGCUAAAGUUAGGCCACAGCCUCAAGCAAGUGAACAAGUAACAAACAGUACCACUGUAAACUUGAAAGAAGCGAAUUCGUCGACUCCGUUUGUUCCGUUGCUUCCACCACCUUCUCCUAUUGCAUGUUUGCCGCCAGGAGCUUACCUGCAGUCUCUUACGCAAGUUCCACCACCGGCGCCAUUUCCACACUAUUCGAUGAUGUUUAGCGAAUCGUAUAACCCGAAUUCAUCGACUGCUUCUCCUGCUCAAACGCUAAUUGGUAAUGCUGUCCCAGCAAGUCAAACUCAGACUGCGCGUUCGCGACCUGCUUCAUUUGUCGAACAAUCGCAACUCUUCAUUCAUCCACCUCCCAGUGGUGCAGCCGGAAAUAGUAUGACCUGGUCAAAUGCUAGUCCACAAAUUGAAUUACUAGCUGGAAUCAAUGCCACACCUCCUCUUGCUUCUCAGUCUGUCAGUUCUGUGCAACGUUUCCAAGUUAGCUCGCCUCGAUCUGGUUCCACAUUUGGCCCGGUACCGUCAGUUUUAAACAAUAACCCUAAGAUCCCACAUAUGGGGCGACCUCCACCUCAUCCGCAUCAGGUCCUUCCACCACUACACCCACCGCAUAAUUUCAUGGCCCCUCCUCCAGACUUUGUUUCUUUGCAAGGCACUAGUUUGGGUGCUGUCGGCAGUCAACGCAGCGGCGAAACGCACAGUACAACGAAUAACCCUUUGUCCAGAAAUACAAACAGUACUAUGGGACAAAUUGCACACUUGCAGCAGCCGUUAAAUUUUUCGCAGUCGUCACAAACCGGAUACUCUAUGUCGGCUGCUACCACUUUCAAUCAAGCACCGCAGCUUCAUCCAUUCACAGCUCCACCACCACCAUUGCGUUAUCCAACACUUCCACAACUUGCCAGUAAUGAUGCGAGUGGGGUUGUGACGGCUGGCUGGACAAGAGCCACUGCGCUUUCCUUCAAAUAUACAAAUAGUGCUGUACUCUCAGCAAAUCGUCCUCCGUUAUCACGUUACCAGUCAUCGGAUCGUUGGACCGUUCCAGUGAGCCUUCCAGUGCUGUAUCACAGCACACAAAAUUACCAGCAUCAAAAUGCCAAUAAAGACGGGAGUGAUGCAGUUAUUCAUGGAAAUAUUGAUCGCUUCCAAGGAACGCACGUGAACAAUACUCGUGGUCCGACACCCGAAGAAAGCAGUGUUCGUGCAAGUUCAGUAUCUAGUAUUUCUGCUUCCGGCACUACGACUGAACCACUUGAUAGUUCAAAUCGACAAAAAAAAGCAGCGAAAGUUUAA
Messenger RNA from Cercopithifilaria johnstoni, 5916 nucleotides. Lineage: Eukaryota; Metazoa; Nematoda; Chromadorea; Rhabditida; Onchocercidae. The record is from the annotation of a GenBank genome assembly.